Leopardus geoffroyi (Geoffroy's cat) is the source of this 5191-nucleotide messenger RNA. RefSeq names its product BMS1 ribosome biogenesis factor (gene BMS1). Gene Ontology annotation, cellular component: nucleus; 90S preribosome. The record is from RefSeq and is a predicted model, not a curated record. The coding region runs from base 723 to 4583 and encodes 1286 amino acids. Gene Ontology annotation, molecular function: GTPase activity; GTP binding; U3 snoRNA binding. Gene Ontology annotation, biological process: maturation of SSU-rRNA from tricistronic rRNA transcript (SSU-rRNA, 5.8S rRNA, LSU-rRNA); ribosome biogenesis; endonucleolytic cleavage of tricistronic rRNA transcript (SSU-rRNA, 5.8S rRNA, LSU-rRNA). Lineage: Eukaryota; Metazoa; Chordata; Mammalia; Carnivora; Felidae. The transcript has 23 exons.
GUUUCCGGCGCUGUCCAUGCGGACUUGAGAAGAAGCAGUUGUGAACCCGGUAACGGCCGCGGGUUAGGGGAGGCGGCGGUGGUGGGGUCCCGGGACCUGGGGUUCUAAGAGCUUUGCUAGUCGCACUUGGCGAGGUCCUUCAGGACAGUCUUUGCCCCCAAAGAGCGCCUCAGGCGCUCAGGUGGAGAGUCACACGUCGUACCUGCCGGAGACUUGCUGCGAGGUCGUUGGGAAUGGCUGAAUGAAUUCGUGCGGAGAGUCGGCACAGAGUGGGGAGGUGACAAGGAGAAGUGAGAAGUUUUUUCUUGGCGGGGUAAUCCUAGCAGGUGGCUCAGACCUGAGCUACAUCUGUUGAUUCCCAGUUGUGCUUUUCCCAUCCCUCUCCGCCUCCCCCCACCCCGUCCUGAAAGUGCGAAAAGUGUCAGUACAAGUUCGGGACCAAAACAAAGUAGAGAAGAAAAAUAAUGCCCCGAAAUCACACAGCUGUUUAGUUUCAAAGCGUUCCCUGAACUCGGCUCCCCUCACUCCUGGGUAGUGUUUCUUGACGUUAUGCUGGUAUAUACGUGGACUUUCUGUUUGCGCUGGUGCGUGCCCGUGGGAAAUCUCUGAUCGCCUUAGUACAGCCUUCUGACUUCGCCCUUACUGCGUGGCAUGGAAGAUAGUGGUUUGGAUUUCCUUUGCUAGUCAGGUUAGAGUUACUUGUGAAUUGGUAAAAAGCCACUAUGGAGACUAAGGACCAGAAGAAACACAGAAAGAAAAACAGUGGGCCCAAAGCUGAGAAGAAGAAGAAACGGCAUCUGCAGGAUCUCCAAAUUGGAGAUGAGGAAGAUGCCCGGAAGAGAAACCCCAAAGCCUUUGCAGUACAGUCUGCUGUGCGGAUGGCUCGAUCCUUUCACAGGACUCAGGAUUUGAAGACCAAAAAGCAUCACAUUCCGGUGGUUGAUCGAACUCCAUUAGAGCCCCCACCAAUAGUGGUAGUGGUGAUGGGGCCUCCAAAAGUUGGAAAGAGCACUUUGAUCCAGUGCCUAAUUCGGAACUUCACUAGGCAGAAACUGACAGAGAUCAGAGGCCCUGUUACGAUCGUGUCAGGUAAAAAGCGCAGACUUACCAUCAUUGAAUGUGGGUGUGACAUUAAUAUGAUGAUUGAUCUGGCUAAAGUGGCAGAUUUGGUUCUGAUGCUUAUAGAUGCCAGCUUUGGUUUUGAAAUGGAAACAUUUGAGUUUCUAAACAUCUGUCAAGUACAUGGCUUUCCUAAAAUUAUGGGCGUUCUCACUCACUUAGAUUCCUUUAAGUAUAAUAAACAACUGAAGAAGACAAAGAAGCGAUUAAAACACCGGUUCUGGACAGAAGUUUACCCGGGUGCUAAGCUGUUCUACCUUUCUGGAAUGGUACAUGGAGAAUAUCAAAACCAAGAAAUUCACAAUCUGGGCCGUUUUAUUACAGUUAUGAAGUUUAGGCCUCUUACGUGGCAGACCUCUCAUCCCUAUAUCCUGGCAGACAGGAUGGAAGAUUUGACAAACCCAGAAGAUAUUCGAAAAAAUAUCAAGUGUGACCGAAAAGUAUCUCUUUAUGGUUAUUUAAGAGGAGCACACUUGAAAAGUAAAAGCCAAAUUCACAUGCCAGGUGUAGGAGAUUUUGCUGUGAGUGAUGUCAGUUUCCUCCCAGACCCCUGUGCGCUUCCUGAACAACAAAAGAAGCGCUGUUUAAAUGAGAAAGAGAAGUUGGUUUAUGCGCCGCUGUCUGGAGUUGGUGGUGUGCUGUAUGACAAAGAUGCGGUCUAUGUUGAUCUUGGUGGCAGCCAUGGCUUCCAGGAAUCGGACGAGGUGAGGCCCACCCAUGAACUGGUACAGAGCCUCAUUUCCACCCAUUCCACUAUUGAUGCCAAGAUGGCUUCAAGUAGAGUGACACUUUUUUCUGAUUCUAAACCACUGGGAUCUGAGGAUAUAGAUAAUCAAGGACACUGGAUGCCAAAAGAAGAAAGGCAGAUAGAUUUGGAAACCGGUCGAGUGCGUCGGAAAGCCAUUUUUGGAGAUGAGGAAGAUGAGUCUGGAGAUAGUGAUGAAGAAGAUGAUGAAGAGAUGUCUGAAGGCGACAGGUUGGAAAAUGGCUCUAGUGCUGAUGAAUCGGAAGAGGAAGCAGAUGCUGAAAUGACUAAUAAAAUGUAUAUGGUGGGUAAAGGUGUCAAACGGCAGAGACUUGAGGAGAUGGAAGAAGACAAUGAGGUGGAUUUGCCAGCAUUUGCUGAUAGUGAUGAUGACCUUGAGAGGAGUUCAGAGGAAGAAGGAGACGCAGAGGAAGCUGAUGAAAGCAGUGAAGAAGAGGAUUCCACUUCAGGAGAGAGGGAUAGUUUAGAAUCUAGGGUUGUUGGAGACCGUGGUAAACCAGGACUUUUACAAACUAAUGGUUUGAGUGACAGUUUGAAUCUGGAGAAUCCUUUGACAAUCAGAAAAGCAACCCUCACCACUUCAGAUUCAGGUCAUUGCACAGCUGAAGAGGCAUUUGCAUCUGGGGAUGAAACUGAAGAAAGCUCCUCUCUCAGUACAGAGGACGAGGACUCAGAAAAUGAAGAGGCUAUUAAGAAAAAGUUUCCAGAGUCUUCUAAAGUGGCCAGUGGUCAGAGACUGGGGUCAGAGAACUUAAUUGAUGAGACCAGUGAUGUAGAAGACUUACUCAAAGAGGAAGAAGAUUACAAGGAAGAAAAUAACUAUUCCACAGAAACUUCAGGCGCUCUCAAGUGGAAGGAAGACCUUUCCAGAAAGGCAGCUGAGGCCUUUCUGAGGCAGCAACAGGCAACUCCAAACCUUCGAAAGCUUAUUUAUGGGACAGUGACAGAGGACAAUGAAGAAGAAGAUGGUGAUACCAGGGAGGAACUCGGAGGAUUGUUCCGUGUCAGCCAGCCUUCAAGAGAAUGUAAGCACAAGCUUGAUUCUUUGGACUGCUCCAGAUUUCAUGUGGAGGCGCCCCAUGAUUGGGAUUUAGAGGAGGUCAUGAACAGUAUCAGAGAUUGCUUUGUGACUGGGAAGUGGGAAGAUGAUAAAGAUGCAGCCAAGAUCUUAGCAGAAGAUGAAGAGCUCUAUGGUGACUUUGAAGACCUGGAAACAGGGGAUGUACACAAGGGAAAACCAGACCCAGAUACUCAGAUUGAAGAUGUAGAAGAAGUUAAGGAAGAAAUUGACCCCAAUGCAGAGGAAAGUGCCAAGAAAAAGCAUUUGGAUAAAAAGAGAAAAUUGAAGGAGAUGUUUGAUGCAGAAUAUGAUGAAGGAGAAAGCACAUAUUUUGAUGAUCUUAAAGGAGAAAUGCAUAAACAAGCACAGCUUAAUCGAGCAGAAUUUGAAGAUCAAGAUGAUGAAGCCAGAGUUCAAUAUGAGGGUUUUCGACCUGGGAUGUAUGUUCGAAUUGAGAUAGAAAAUGUCCCCUGUGAAUUUGUGCUUAACUUCGACCCCCAUUACCCAAUGAUUUUGGGUGGUUUGGGCAAUAGCGAAGGCAAUGUCGGAUAUGUACAGAUGCGUCUGAAGAAACAUCGUUGGUAUAAGAAAAUCCUCAAGUCCCGAGAUCCAAUCAUUUUCUCUGUGGGGUGGAGGAGGUUUCAGACCAUUCCACUCUAUUACAUCGAAGACCACAAUGGGAGACAGAGGCUUCUAAAGUACACUCCACAGCACAUGCAUUGUGGAGCAACUUUUUGGGGUCCUAUUACUCCACAGGGAACUGGGUUCUUGGCAGUACAGUCUGUUAGUGGCAUAAUGCCUGAUUUCCGGAUAGCUGCCACAGGAGUUGUCCUUGAUCUGGAUAAAUCCAUAAAAAUUGUGAAGAAAUUAAAGCUAACUGGUUUUCCAUAUAAAAUUUUCAAGAAUACAUCAUUCAUUAAGGGAAUGUUUAAUUCUGCUUUGGAAGUGGCCAAAUUUGAAGGUGCUGUGAUUCGAACUGUCAGUGGCAUAAGGGGACAGAUCAAGAAAGCACUUCGGGCUCCAGAAGGAGCUUUCCGGGCCAGCUUUGAGGAUAAGUUGUUGAUGAGUGAUAUUGUCUUCAUGAGGACUUGGUAUCCCGUCUCCAUUCCAGCCUUCUAUAACCCAGUGACUUCUUUGUUGAAACCAGUUGGUGAGAAAGACACCUGGUCAGGAAUGCGGACCACCGGUCAACUCCGGCUUGCCCAUGGUGUCCGACUAAAGCCCAACAAGGAUUCUUUGUAUAAGCCAAUCAUGAGGCAAAAGAAACAUUUUAAUUCACUGCACAUUCCAAAAGCCUUGCAGAAGGCCCUGCCAUUUAAGAACAAGCCCAAGACCCAAGCAAAGGCAGGCAAGAUACCGAAGGACAGGCGGAGACCAGCCGUCAUACGGGAACCUCAUGAAAGGAAGAUCCUUGCACUGCUGGAUGCUCUAAGUACGGUGCACAGUCAGAAGAUGAAGAAGGCCAAGGAACAACGGCAUUUGCACAAUAAAGAACACUUCAAGGUGAAGCAGAAGGAGGAAGAAGAGAAACUGAAGCGACAGAAGGACCUCAGGAAGAAGCUCUUCCGAAUUCAGGGUCAAAAAGAAAGGAGAAAUCAGAAGUCCAGCCUGAAGGGGUCUGGGGAGCCAUCAAAAUGAGCUUUAAACAGAUAGUCUUUGCAUCUGCAGAGGUGGAUGGUUUCAAAUACUACAGUACCUGUAAAUGACAGCAGGGCACUGGAGCCCAAGGAAGACCCCUUUGUUGGAUAUGUUGGCCAGACCGUGCCUUUGAGAAGAGAAAUGGAGACUCAGCUGAUAGGACGCCCAUUCAUUCUCAGAGCCUAGGUUGUGUCAAGAUUUAAAGCAAUAUUAUUUAUGGUUUUGUAGAUUCCUUCACAUUCCUCUUACCUUAGUUUUCAUUUUUUGUGCUACAAAAAUAUUACUAAAAUACUUAAUUUUGGCUUAAUAGUUUUCAUCAGGGAUGAAUGCUUGAUGAUUGUGGAUAAAUUGCUGAUUCUGCCAUCCUCAUGAUGCGUCCUCCAAAGGGGAAAAAAUAUUAACUUGAAAACUCAGCUUUCAAAUGUUAGAAAGGAGUGUGUGGUUCAGUGCACAGCUGUUUCCCAGAGGCCAUGUGAUGGGUAAUAGCGCAACAGGCUGACCUGACUGCACAUAGAAGAAUCCAGCUGCUUCUAUUAAUUUAUGUCACCAUAUAUGAGGCUAGUUUUGAUCUGUUAAAACAAAUUAAUAAAAAAAAUAUUUUAAAAUUU